GCCGCCCUCAGAAGGCGUGUCCACCCGCCACGCCUCGGGUCGCUCCGCGUGGCCUUCCGCUUUCCCACUGCUCUCCCUCACAACAACCCCCCCACGCACCCCCCACCCCCCUUGCUCGUCUCCCGAUUUGACAUUUUGUAAACAAACGCCUCGAGCCCGAGCAAAAACCGCCCGUCAUGGGCGACGCUUGCUCGCCCGGCCGAGCGGCUCCGUGGCGAGAGGAUGCGCAUCAGUUCCAUUGCCCCAGCGGCAAAGCGCCCUCGGGGCACCGGGCCAUGGCAGCGGCGGUCGGCGCAACCGUAACGGCAACGGUAACAGCGGUCGCAGCAGCAGCGGCGGCGGCGGCGGCGGCGGCAGGGGGCGAGUCUGGGCUGCAAGCCAUGCAGGCGAUCGUUGUUGACGGACGGCACGUGGACGCUAAGAAUUUAAAGAACAGGUCCCAGCAACGGCAGCAUCCGUUGGAAGAUGGUCAGCAGAACAAACGACGUGCACUUCAACAUCCUCAGCAGCAGCAGCAGCUUGAGCACCAGCAUCGUCACAAGCAAAGCGAAACGCAGGAGCAGCAGGAAUUUGAACAGCAGCAGCAGCCACAAGCUCAUCAACAUCAGCAGCAUCCCCACACCGUGGACUCCGAUCCGCUGAAAAUCCAAGGUCAAGACUUUGGACGAGAUUCCGGACCAAAGCGACAGCAGCAUCAGCAGCAGCAGCAUCAUCAGGGCCGAGGCGGUGGUGGCAAGCGGCACCGUAGGAGGCCGUCGAGGCAGAAGCGCGCACGCCGCUGGAAGCCCUACACGAAGCUGUCGUGGGACGAGAAGCGACAGCUCGAGGAGAGAGACGCGCGUCGCGCCGCACGAAUCCGCGCCGAGAUGGAGGCGAAGGGGUUCCCCGUGGCUCCCUACAACACCACGCAGUUCCUCAUGGAGGAGCACGACCUCGGCGAGCCCGACCUGAAGCCGCCGCCCAGCUGCCCCGGACACCACCACCACCACCACGGCGGCUAUCACCGCCGUCGCCGCCGCCGCCGCUCAUCGUCUUGCAAGACGGAAGACGAAAGCUCGGGAGACGCCCCCGCUACCCUCAGCAGCAGCAGCAGUGACAGCGGCGGCGGCGGCUGCUCCGGGGACGAGGGCGGGGGCGCCUGGGCAGGUGGGGACGACGCGCCCCACAGCGGAGCCUCGGACGGGGGAGGAGGAGGAGGUGGUGGUGGUGGUGGUGGGGACUUCUUGCUGAGGGACUUCUUCGAGACGUACGAGCGAUAUCACACCGAGAGCCUGAACGCAAUGAGCAAGCGCGAGCUGCUGCAGGAGUACCUGGAGCUGGAGAAGUGCCUAUCGCGUCUGCAGGAGGAGAACGCGCUGCUGAGGCUGCGCAUGGAGGGCGUGCAGGAUGGAGGAGGAGGAGGAGGAGGUGGUGGUGGAGAGGGGGGAGGAGGAGAAGAAGGGGAGGGUGGUAUUGAAGGAGGUCACGGCAGUGGUGGCGAUCCCGAUGGCAGAGGAGCUGGGAAUGGAGAGGAGGCCCCAGGUGGUGGUGAUGGAGGCGAUGGUGGUGGCGGUAUUCAUGGAGGUGGUGAUGGAGGCGAUGGUGGUGAUGGAGGCGAUGGUGGUGAUGGGGGCGAUGGUGGUGAUGGAGGCGAUGGUGGUGAUGGAGGCGAUGGUGGUGGUGGUAGCGGUGGUGGUGUUCGGCGAGAUGUCGCCAGUGGAGCAGAAGGAAGCGGUGGCCGUAGAGGUGACGGCCACGCAGAGCAUCUUGGAGGCGGUGCAGACCUCGCCGCUGGACGAGACGAUUGCGGUGGACACGGGGGUCCCAGCACCAGCACGACCUUGCCCCACCCGCAGGUCACCUGCUGGACCCAGGGAUCGUCGGAAGUCCAUCGCAUCGUGCAGCUGGAGAACGAACUACAGAGGCUGCGAGCCGACAACGCGAAACUCAACCGGCAACACGAGUUGCUCGUGCAACUCACGGGCACGGGACUCGGCACAGAGGCCCAGAUGGCGUAGUUCCCGGGGGGUAGGGGGGGUCAAUCGGUCAAGAUCGAGAUGUCACCGUGGCCAAAACCGCUGAUGCCACCACCACCACCACCACGGCAGCGGCGCAAUCAUUUCCACACCUCCGGAUCCCGCAGCUGCUGAGCAGACGAGACGCGAGACGACGGACCGACGGACCGACCGACCCCUCUCUGUCUCUCGCGCCCAAGUUUCUGCCAGAAAACAAAAAGUCGCCGGACUCGUGGAGUCGGUGGGUCAAGAGGGCAUUGGGUCAUUGUGUGACCGCCCCUUGUGGUAAGGGUGACCUGUGGGUUCGGUGGGGUGGGGGGGAGAUCAGAAGCCGCGGGAUGGAUGAACGUUUGGGGGCGGAGUGUCGCAAUCCCCAAAAACGAAAGCGCGUCUUGUUUUUGUCGUAAUGUUUCGUCUAAUAACGUUUUCUAUUUUCGUUACGCACCCGUGCGGUUUACGUACCACGGCGACUUGGCAACGAUGGGGGGGGGGAUGGUCAAAAAGUCGUGAGAAUAACCAUUUAUACAUUUGCUCGUUUUGAAUACAACAAUUGUAGGUCGCGCUGAGGGGCGUUUUAAAAUAUCUUAAAACAUGUGCCAAUUGAGCAGGAGACUUGGAUGGGUUCUGCCCUAUUCUCUAGAUUAUAGGACGCACUUGCCACUCAUCCACCACCAACACCCCCUUUGUAUUUUAAAGAUAAGCGUUGGCGGUACGUCUUGUAAAUCCGGUACUUGUGUUGAAUUCGAUUUGUAAUUUCACUCGUGACAACGGGGACACAACGUUUGGGAUCCAUCUUUUCAUUUGUAUUCCUAGAGAUGUUCUAUAAUCCGGAGAAUACGGUAACUUGUUUACGUAGCGUUGAGCGAGAAUUAAAAGUUGGGUGUUUGCGACGCCUGAUGUCGAUUACAAUGUUUGAUUACCCCGUCAAGUUUGUAUAGUACACGUGUUGUAUAUCCACAGCCCCUUGUUCCAUCCACUGCUGGAUGAGUUAAAUGUUUACGCCGUGUCGAUCGUGGGGAUUGACUUAAUACUUCACCGGGCUGGUCAGUAAAGGGCUGAUUGGUUUAAAGGGCCGAGGUGGUGUUACGGCUUUGAAUCCAGUUCAACUUCGCUACUGAUGGUUCGGGACUCGAACCUAUGUUGCGGAGUACAUAGGGGAGCGACGCAAAUCACUGCGCCACCGCUCUGCACCCAAUGCAUCUCUUAUUGGUCUUAAAUGUAUGGAAAUUCCACAUUCCAAUGGCGGGAAUCGGCCGCAUUUGGACAACCACUACGAUUAAAAAAAUGGUGUUUAUUUUAUCGACCCCCUCCAGUGUCGAAUGAUUGGUUUCAGUCGCCCACCCAUAUAUCCGCGUGUACUAUACACAUUCGUGUACUGUAUUUACUAUACAGUACUGUAUACUAUUGUGUGUGCAGUAUGUUGCGUUUCUUAUUCUCUACGAGCUGUAGCGCAGUACGUGUUACCGUACAGCCCUUUAAAAAAAAAUCAAUCCACUGCUGGAUGAAGGCGUCCCCACGCAGGGAUGGGUCGUGUGGGAGGGGAGGUGGGUGCUUAUUUGGUCAAACUUAAUGCUUGCUGGUCAUUGGAAGGUCGUUUGAAGGCGUGUGGGGAGAGCAUAGUCCAUGGAAGCAGAGUAGAAUCCAACAGUGGAGUUCGAUGCACUGCCCUCUGCUGCCCACAGCGUAGCAGCCUAUAACAAAAAAUAAAUUCCAGCCAUUUUCAAUUCACUGCUGGAUGAGUACUACGCCGCAUGCAGGGCAUGUGGUUUUUUUUACCAUACUUCACGCUUGUCAGAGUAGGUUUGUGAAAGUGUGGGAAGGGGGGGGGAGCGUUUUGUGUAUAUACAAGGGCGUACGUUGCAUUUUGGGGAGUCUUAAAGCUACACGUGUACAAACGUGACUCGUUGAAAUGUGUCCGGGGGGGGGGGGGUCCUGCGUGUUUGUGUCAAGGUGGAGAUGAUGGGGAGAGGAGUGUGUGUGUGUGAGUGUUUUCACAGUCCCGUGAUCUGUGCCAGCCCAUUUAGAGCCCAAUACCCCUCCCCCAUCCCAAAUUAUCUCGGUUCUUUUUUUUUCCAAAAUAAAAAUUUCGUGUGAAAUUAUGAAA
This is a messenger RNA of Petromyzon marinus (sea lamprey), 4098 nucleotides long. RefSeq lists its product as uncharacterized. Gene Ontology annotation, molecular function: cyclin-dependent protein serine/threonine kinase inhibitor activity; 7SK snRNA binding. The record is from RefSeq and is a predicted model, not a curated record. Gene Ontology annotation, biological process: negative regulation of cyclin-dependent protein serine/threonine kinase activity; negative regulation of transcription by RNA polymerase II. NCBI's taxonomy places the organism in Eukaryota, Metazoa, Chordata, Hyperoartia, Petromyzontiformes, Petromyzontidae. Gene Ontology annotation, cellular component: nucleus; cytoplasm; nucleoplasm.